This is a messenger RNA of Culicoides brevitarsis, 1778 nucleotides long. It is a transcript of the gene Got2, whose product is annotated as aspartate aminotransferase, mitochondrial. Gene Ontology annotation, cellular component: mitochondrion. NCBI's taxonomy places the organism in Eukaryota, Metazoa, Arthropoda, Insecta, Diptera, Ceratopogonidae. Gene Ontology annotation, molecular function: pyridoxal phosphate binding; L-aspartate:2-oxoglutarate transaminase activity. Gene Ontology annotation, biological process: L-aspartate catabolic process; biosynthetic process. The coding region runs from base 92 to 1381 and encodes 429 amino acids. The record is from RefSeq and is a predicted model, not a curated record. The transcript has 3 exons.
GAACCGAAGGCAGACAGUGUUCGUUUUCCGUGAAGAGAAGAGGCAAAAUAUUUUCCUCCCGUUCAUUCAUCGAUUCAGCUAACAAAUAACCAUGGCAAACACGACAAUUUUCCUCAAAAAUGCAUCUGGAGCAUUAAAGAGCAACUACAGCUUGAAAUACGCCGUUCGAUCAUGCUCUUGGUGGAAUCAUGUUCAAAUGGGACCUCCUGAUGCCAUUUUGGGCGUCACAGAAGCCUACAAACGCGAUCAAAACCCGAAAAAAAUCAACUUGGGUGUCGGCGCAUAUCGUGACGACAAUGGCAAACCUCAUGUCUUGCCGAGCGUUUUGGAAGCUGAGAAACGCAUCACGGAAAAGAAGAUGGAUAAGGAAUACGCAGGCAUCGCAGGUGUUCCAGAUUUUUGCAAACACAGCAUUAAAUUGGCUUUGGGCGAAAAUUGUGAACGUUUGAAGGCAGGCACGAAUGCGACAGUUCAAGGUAUUUCGGGAACGGGUUCGUUGCGUAUCGGAGGUGCAUUUUUAGCUGCUUUUGCUCCCGGGCCAAAGGAUAUUUACUUGCCGACGCCAUCAUGGGGAAAUCACACGCCCAUUUUCAAGCAUUCGGGAUUGAAUGUCAAGUCAUAUCGUUAUUACCAACCAAGUACUUGCGGAUUCGACUUCAAAGGAGCAUUAGAUGAUAUCAGCAAAAUUCCUGAACGUUCAAUCAUCUUGUUGCAUGCUUGCGCUCACAACCCCACAGGAGUCGACCCAAAGCCCGAACAAUGGGCCGAAAUGAGUCAACUUAUCAAGAAGCGCAAUCUCUUCCCCUUCUUCGACAUGGCUUAUCAAGGAUUCGCGAGCGGCAACGUUGACAAAGAUGCUUUUGCUGUUCGUCAUUUCUUGCAAGAUGGACAUUCGUCAAUUGCUUUAGCGCAAAGUUUCGCCAAAAAUAUGGGAUUGUAUGGAGAACGUGCGGGAGCCUUUUCAUUGAUAACUGACAGCAAAGAUGCCGCCGAUCGUACAAUGUCGCAAAUUAAAAUCUUGAUUCGCCCAAUGUACUCGAAUCCGCCCGUGCAUGGAGCUCGUAUCGUUGCUGAGAUUUUGGGAGAUGCCGCCUUGAACAAACAAUGGUUGGGAGAAGUCAAAGAAAUGGCAGAUCGCAUCAUCUCCGUUCGCAGCAAAUUGAAGGAAAAUUUGAAGAAACUCGGAUCUCAAAAAAGUUGGGAACACAUCACGGACCAAAUUGGCAUGUUUUGCUUCACGGGCAUGGAUAAGGCGCAAUGCGAGCGUUUGUCGAACGAAUUUAGCGUGUAUUUGACCAAAGACGGGCGUAUCUCGAUGGCUGGCGUUACAUCGAAGAACGUUGAUUAUUUGGCGGAAGCUAUGCAUGCUGUUACAAAAUAAACGAAAAAAUAAUUUUAGAAGCAAAAAUAUCGAACACAGUACAAAUUUCUACAACUCACUCACUGUCCAACAUCCAUUUCAGGCAUUUUUUAUCUACCGAAACUCUAUUUUUACGAAAAACUUUUUAAAAAAUCUGCAACAGUUCCAUAGCGCAUUUAUACACAUUUUUAUAAUUUAUAAGAAGAUUUGUUCCUUAAAAUAAAAAAUAAAAUUUUCAAAAUUUAAAAAAAUCACGUUGAUGAUGUAGAAUACGAAAAAAAUGUCGAUACAGAGCUUCAAAAGCUCAAAUUGUGGAAAUUUUGUUAAUUUUAAUUGUUGCUUCGUUAGAUGAUUGGCUAAAAAAAAAAAAAAUUAAAAAAAAAUAAAAAUAAUUAAAAAUUUAAAAUCCUGUUAAUAA